Anopheles nili is the source of this 2062-nucleotide messenger RNA. RefSeq lists its product as uncharacterized. The transcript has 2 exons. The record is from RefSeq and is a predicted model, not a curated record. The annotation marks the transcript as partial. Lineage: Eukaryota; Metazoa; Arthropoda; Insecta; Diptera; Culicidae.
GCAAAAGAUACAAGCGAACAAGCUGCUCGUGUGGCCGGUAUUAUGAAAAUUCAUAACUACAACACCAUCCCACCACACGAGAAAGUGCGAACUCGAUCGGCCGUCAGCAAGGAAACGCGUGAGGCGAACGGGACAGUGCAGGCAACAGUCGCCGGCGGUGGUACCACGAAGAAAGAACAGCAACAGAAGAAGCUAGCCGGGGCGAAACAGACGGCCUCUUCCGUUCCCGGUGCGCAGCUAACACCGGAGCUGGAGAACACGGCCAAUCUGCUUGCGUUAGAAGCAGCGGACAAACGAGGUCGGCCACGGCGUGGUCUGCCAAACGACAAGCGACAGCAAGAGAACGUCGAGACACGUGCGGAGAACGAGGAGGAGGAAGAGGAACAGGAAGUAGUUACAGAGGAGGAGGAAGAGGAGGAUCUACCACCGACAAGCAGGAACGACGAGGAGACAGGAAGAAAGAGACGUCACCCGGAAUCGGUUACGGGCGUACGGGGCACAGACAAGCAGAGGCUAUCCACUGAUGAGGACGGGCCGAAUCUACCCCAACGACGAAAAUUAGUCCGCAAACAGGAAUCAACCGAAGCCGAGGAACAGGAGCGGGAAGAGAACGAACCAGAGCGGCUGGUAGCGGACCUCAACGAGGACGAUCGUACGUCCUCGUCGACGGUCUCUGCCGAGGAGACGCUAGAUCACGUCAUGGACGGAUACCGGAAGGUCCGUUCGAGCACGGUGAACAACCUUAAGCUGGAGAAAGAUUCCUCAUCCGCCACCGAAUCGAUCAUAAUGACGAUGGAUGACUAUCAGCAGCAGCAACACCAGGAAGAUCCGGACAAUGCGAUGGACGACUACGAACCGGCGGUGACCACAGUGGGUGGCAGCGCGUCCGCCAGCGAGGACAUCGAGGAUGCUGAUGGUGCCUUGGCCGGGAACCGACUGUUCCGGAAGAAGGUGAAACGAAAACUGCCGGUGCGACCGAACAGUAGCAGCACAAGCAGUGGCGGCGGUGCUGGUGGUGGCACCGCUGCCGGUGACAUCGGAGCGGUCACCUCGUCCAAAGCCAAGCUGCAGAUGGUGCACGAGUUUCCCAUGCUGUUUCUGGGGUUGCGCCGGAAUCGCAUGUUCCUGGUGAACUCGCUCGCCCAGUGGUUCGAUCUGAACCAGCGCGACAUCAUACUGACGCUGAGGAAAAUCAAGCAAAACGAAAGCAGCGCUCGGUUGGGCAACGUGUUCGCGCUCGGUGCCACCGAGGUCGAUCUGCUGUUUCACACUAACGUGCCUAAGAUCGCGGACUGCCUGCGCAACUUCAUCCUGUGGCCGGACGACAUCACGAUGAAGCUGAACGUGCCCAUCAACCUGCGGCAACACUUCCACCGGAUUCACCUCAUCCUGAACUACCUGGUCGUGCGGGUGAAGCAGAACGCCGUGCAACAGCUGCCCGCGGAGGAGAUCGCCACGUCGUACUGUCCGGAUGAGCAGUGCCACAAGCUGAAGUACCUUGUCGCAUCCACGCUCGACGGAUGCGUGUGCUUCGUGUCGCGUGCGUUUGGCGUCCAGACGGACGACGAGCAGCUGCUCAGCCAGUCCGGCUUCCUGACCAAGUUCAAGACCAACACGAACCUGAUCGCGGGCAAGAAUUUCCACAACUUUGAGGAUCGCCUGGCGAACGGGCACGAUCACACCAACAAUAACGGUGGGCAUGGUGGCCGCAAUCGGCUCGGUGCGUCCGCAGCUGCCGAAGACGAUUCCGAUCUGGAGCGUGUGCUCGGUGGCGGCGCUAGCAACAGCAGCGAGGACAACUUCGAGGACAUCGUGUCGGAGAAGAUCAGCAAAAGCAGAACGUUCAAGCUGAAGAACUACAUCGAGAACAUCCUGGAGAACUUCCAGAGCCAUCAGAUACUGAGCCCGCAGACGUGCAUCGACGCGCGGACGCUGAAGCUGCUGGACGACAUUGUGGUCAUUGUCGGGGCGCUCAUUAACCUGCAGAAGCAGGAAAUCGAAUAGAAGGGGGCACCGUUGCCCCUCCUCCCCCCGGGGGGUGGGUGGUAUUUCAUAGGCAGAC